Chiloscyllium plagiosum (whitespotted bambooshark) is the source of this 4110-nucleotide messenger RNA. Its product is annotated as ATP-dependent 6-phosphofructokinase, liver type-like. Lineage: Eukaryota; Metazoa; Chordata; Chondrichthyes; Orectolobiformes; Hemiscylliidae. Gene Ontology annotation, biological process: fructose 6-phosphate metabolic process; fructose 1,6-bisphosphate metabolic process; canonical glycolysis. Gene Ontology annotation, cellular component: 6-phosphofructokinase complex; cytoplasm; membrane. Gene Ontology annotation, molecular function: fructose-6-phosphate binding; AMP binding; ATP binding. The record is from RefSeq and is a predicted model, not a curated record.
GGCUGAAGGGACAUGAGGGAGGAGUUUGGGAAACACAGAUUACAUGUGGGCAAGCCUUAAUUGACUGGGGUCAUUUGCAUUCACAGAGUUGCUGGAAGGGGGUUUUACUGCUGCAAUCGGAGACUGUGAGGGGGGACAGGAGGCAAGAAGGGAAAACCUUCCCAGAAGCGAGGGAAGGUCGGCGAAGAGAGGAAAAGAAAUCUGCUGCAACCCAGGAAGGAGGAGGUGGGGGGAACGCCAUGGCACAAAUGGACAUGGAACAACUGAGGAGCAGGGGCGCUGGCAAAGCCAUCGCGGUGUUGACCAGCGGAGGAGAUGCACAAGGUAUGAAUGCUGCAGUGCGUGCAGUAGUACGGAUGGGGAUCUAUGUGGGAGCUGAUGUUUACUUUGUGUAUGAGGGUUACGAGGGACUAGUUGGUGGUGCAGAGUACUUGAAGUUGGCAGACUGGGACAGUGUUUCAAAUAUCAUCCAACUGGGUGGAACCAUUAUUGGCAGCGCCCGCUGCAAGAGUUUCCGCACCCGGGAAGGUCGCCAGGCAGCAGCCUACAACCUGGUGCAGCAUGGCAUCAACAACCUGUGUGUGAUCGGAGGAGAUGGCAGUCUCACCGGGGCCAACAUCUUCCGGACAGAGUGGAGCGAGCUGCUUGCUAGUCUUGUUGAAGAGGGGAAAAUCACGGAGGAGGUUUCCCAGCAGUAUUCUCACCUGAACAUUGUUGGGAUGGUGGGAUCAAUUGACAAUGACUUCUGUGGGACAGACAUGACUAUUGGUACAGACUCUGCCCUACACCGGAUUAUGGAAGUGAUUGAUGCCAUAACCACUACCGCACAGAGUCACCAGAGAACAUUUGUGCUUGAAGUCAUGGGCAGGCACUGUGGGUACUUGGCACUGGUGUCUGCACUGGCGUCUGGUGCAGACUGGCUGUUCAUUCCAGAGGCACCUCCAGAGGAUGGCUGGGAGGACUUCAUGUGCAAGAGAUUAGGAGAGAGUCGCAGCAGAGGGUCUAGGCUGAACAUCAUCAUCCUCGCAGAGGGAGCAAUUGACUGGCAAGGAAAUUCUAUCAGCUCCAACUAUGUGAAAGAGCUUGUUUCUAAACGUCUCGGAUUUGAUACACGGGUCACAGUCUUGGGACACGUGCAGCGAGGUGGCACACCCUCUGCCUUUGAUCGGAUUCUGAGCAGCAAGAUGGGCAUGGAAGCAGUCCUCACCCUGCUGGAUGCCUCGCCAGAGACAUCAUCCUGUGUUGUCAGCCUUUCUGGUAACCAGGCCUUGCGACUGCCACUGAUGGAGUGUGUGCAGCUGACCAAGGACGUUCAGAAAGCCAUGGACGAGAAGAGGUUUGAUGAAGCCAUUGUUCUUCGUGGCAGGAGCUUCGAGAAUAACUGGAAUAUCUACAAGCUGCUGGCUCACCAGAAACCUGCUCAGACCAAGAGUAAUUUCAACUUAGCCAUCGUGAAUAUUGGAGCUCCAGCAGCAGGGAUGAACGCAGCCGUGCGUUCUGCGGUUCGAGUUGGCCUCUCGUCGGGUCACGUUGUCCACACUGUUGCCGAUGGGCUGGAAGGCUUUGCUGCAGGACAGAUUAAGGAAAUGAAAUGGGGUGAUGUUGGAGGCUGGACUGGACAAGGUGGCUCCCUGCUGGGCACAAAACGCACCCUCCCCGAGAAGUGCAUGGAGCAGCUGGUGAAACAGAUCCGGGAGCAUCGCAUCCACGCUAUCCUCAUUAUCGGUGGGUUUGAGGCCUACGUGGCAGCCUUGCAGCUGACCGAGGGGCGGGAACGCUACGAAGAACUCUGCAUCCCCAUGUGUGUCAUCCCGGCAACCAUCAGCAACAAUGUACCAGGCACCGACUUCAGCCUCGGCUGUGACACUGCAGUCAAUGCAGCCAUGGAGACUUGUGACCGCAUUAAGCAGUCAGCAUCAGGGACCAAACGCCGAGUUUUCAUUGUGGAGACCAUGGGAGGUUACUGUGGCUACCUGGCCUCAGCAACAGCACUAGCUGUCGGGGCUGAUGCUGCUUACAUCUACGAAGAUCCCAUUAACAUUCAUGACUUGACGGCCAAUGUGGAACAUCUAACCGGGAAGAUGAAGACAACUAUCCAGAGAGGGCUUGUCCUGAGGAAUGAGAAGUGUCACCAGUAUUACACCACUGAGUUCUUAUACAACCUGUACUCUGCCGAGGGGAAGGGUGUAUUUGACUGUCGCACCAAUGUGCUGGGCCAUAUGCAACAGGGCGGUGCACCCACACCCUUCGAUAGGAACUUUGGGACGAAGCUGGGCGUCAAGGCUGUGCAGUGGCUGACCGAGAAACUGCUGGAGAGCUACAGGAAAGGGCAAGUAUUCGCCAACUCUCCUGAAACGGCCUGUGUCCUGGGAAUGAACAGGAAGGCCUUGGUCUUCCGACCUGUGACCGAGCUGAAAGCAGAGACGGACUUUGAGCACCGCAUGCCGAAGGAGCAGUGGUGGCUGAGGGUGCGGCCCCUCCUGAAGAUGUUAGCCAAGUACCAGACGCGUUUCGACAAUUACAUCACGGGCAAGGUCGAGCACGUCAACAGGCGCAGUCUGAGCGUUGAGUCCGGUUUCUGAAUCAAGCGGCCACCGGCACCCAUCUCCCGUCACCACGUUUUAACCUCAUUAUAGCAUGAACCUACCGUGAAGUAGUGUUUAAAAACUGCUUGCAUUUGUUAUUGCACCUGUUAAUGUAGGAAGGUAACCCCAGGUGCAUCGCAGGGGCUCAGUUGAACAAAAAGAGAGAGGGAGGAGUUAUCAACAUCAAAUAUGGCCAUCACCUCAACCCAAACGGGUCAUGGGUCAGAUUUAAUUCCAGUGAAGACUGGAUUUGGGCCUGUGAGAAAUGUAGUAUUUUCCAUUGUAUCCUCAGAUACACCCAUCCUUCGUGAAGACCCUGUGCUGACCUACAGCCGAUUGUGGCUGCAUUCAUCAUCUCCACUCCAUAUCUCAACCUCUCGCAGCCUUUUUUACUCCAUCCCUGUCCUGCCCUCUCUGCCUUUCUUUCUCUGUGUGUCUCUCAUCCCUUCUCUCCCUCUCCUCUGCCCCCACCUUGCUACCUUUCCUCACUGCUCCUUGCUGCUACUGAAACUAUGGGAGUUUGGUACAAGGAUAAUCACAGGCCUGUCACAGCUUGAGACUUCACUGUCCCUCGAUCCUGGUCCAGGCUUUGCUUUCUGAAUUGAUUAGUUUUUUUUUUGUUUGACUUGUCUGUGAUGUGUGAAACUUUCUGGGCCAUUUAACUCAACCAGCGAUUUGCCACCAGGCUGGGGAGGAGGUGAGUGCCGAUAGGAUUCCUCCGUAGAAAGGCUGCUCGCUGUGAUCCGGGACAAAGGUAAAUCCGAGAAUGAGUGGAAAAAGGUGCUGAAAAGGUCCAAUGUGUGAACUCUCCAGCUGGUGUUCCUUCUGCCUGCCCUAAUAACCACUGUGAGUAGCUGGGUUAGAGCAGCAUCCUCCCCAGUCACUCUCUUAGAAAAUUCGAGAUGUCAUUGAGAUAGCUGCCUCCAUUUCUAAAUGCAGCAGAGUGCCGUCGCGUUAAAUCGAACACUGUGUGUUGUGUCUAUGACAUUUGAACUCUCCUCGGUCACUCUGGCCAUGCUCCAUGUGUCUGAACUGUUCAGAGCAGCUCCUGAAAUGAAGCCCUUUGACAACACUCUAUGGACACUUGUUGCAUAUUGCUGAUAAUGUCCCAUAAAAAAAAUGAAUUGAGAAACUUGAUUGCGAUAACUUCCUUCCCUUCUCUUGGGAGCCUUGGAAUUAAGAAUGGAUGUUUAUUCAAGGUUGUUUUAAUAUAGAGAAGAUUCAAGCUUUUAAAAGGCUUAAGGCAGUGCUAUUCUCAAAAGACCAUUUACAGAGGACGGAAACAGCUAUUCUCCCCGUCAGUCCCCCGAUUAUUUAUUAAGACUGUGUGUCCAUUUUAAACGAAGGUUCAGCCAGCAUUCAGUCAAGGAUGACAAACAGUGCGAUCCUUUUAAAUGUUAUGGGCAUUAUUCUCCAAUCAUGUGACCGUUGCCGCAAAUCAUGUGAUUCUCUUGUGAGGCCACAAGGGGAACAAGAUCUGUAUACCAUGUAGGUCAGUGUGUAGUCCUUUCAAGCCAGGCUGUGG